UUCAAGUUGGUUGACGUUUUGUCAAAAGUUUAUUUACGAGUGAAUAACAUUUUUAUAAAUGUUUUUAAUACCCAGUAUUUAAUUUGUUACAAUUUAAAAUUAACGAAGUGCUGUCUAUAUCGUCAACGUAUGAGCUAUAAUGUGGGCUAUAUUGGCCUAAAUCCAUUGAAUUGCGUUUGAAUUAGAAAUGACAUUGGUUUGUUAUGAUAUAAAAACAUUACAACUUUUAUUUCAAUAAAUAUAUUUGAAAGUAAAACAACUUAAAAUGGAAGGUGGAGAGUGGAGAAAUUCUAUAAUAAGUCAACUUCAUGCUCGUAAUAAACGAGAAACAAACUCCUUUCAAGAUAUCAUAACUUUUCAAAGCCGACUUUUUGAUAAUGUUAGUACAUUAAAAAAUGAGAAUCUGCAGCUCACUUUAUUAAACGAAAGAAUAAAGUUCACAAACACAGAAAGUGUAUUAUCCAGUGGAGGCGCUGGUUCUAACGAGAGGAUACAAGCUUUAGAACAAAAGAUUCUUUCUCAACAAGAGGAACUAACUUCUUUGCACAGAAGGCGCGGGGAGAGUGCACAGCAAAUAAUCAAUUUAAAUGCAAAAGUACAUGAUUUAGAAAAAAGUGUACAAGCUAAAGAUGUUAUAAUUUCAGAAAAUACAGCAUUGAUAGCGUCACUUAGAGCAGAAAUUCAAUUGUAUGAAACAAAUAUGAAUGAGUUACAAGCACUAAAUCAAGUGUUAAGAGAUGAACAUCAAGCAUUACAAAUUGCAUUUGCAGCUAUUGAAGAAAAAUUAAGGAAAACGCAGGAUGAAAAUCGAUCGCUUGUUGAAAGACUCAUUAAGUACAAAGCCAAAGAUGCGGACAAAAUGAACGAAGAAAAUGAACAUUUCCUAAAGUCAAGCAACCCUACUGCGUUUUUCAUCAACACGUUUGGUAGAGUUAGUUUCGGGAAAAAAAGUGACAAAGUUCGAAAAGAGCUAGAAGAAGCGGCCAGAGAAGGUGGUAGUAGGAGUAGCGGUUCAGGGGGUAGCACAGACGACAAGAUCAUGGAUUCAAUGCCAUACUACGCUGCUUCACUACCCAAUAAAGUGGCAUUGAGAUUUGACGCACACGAAGGUGAAGUAAACGCAGUGAAAUGGAGUCCGACUGAUCGCCUCGUUGCCACCGGCGGAGCUGAUAGGAAAGUCAAACUAUGGGAUGUGUCUAAACUUGGAUUAGUUGAAAACAAAGGGACGUUAGUCGGUUCAAACGCGGGCGUGAUGUCAGUGGACUUCGAUGCCACUGGUGCGUACAUCGUAGGAGCUUCCAAUGAUUUCGCGAGCCGCGUGUGGACGGUCGGCGACCAACGGCUAAGGGUAAGUGGAGAUAUAUCAAUAACCCGGUUCUUAUAUCCCUAAAACGAUUCGUUUUUAAAUGACGUACGUUCAAAUUCGAAUGUCGUCUUCGUUUUUUAAUAUAUCUGGCUUUAUCUGUCACCCUAAGUAAGUGACAAAUUUAAUGCAUAUAUGUAGCCUACGUUAUCUUAGUAAUGUAUCUGUGACGAUAAACAACACAGAUGAAAGGAAAUUGUAUUUUAUGCGAAGGAGUAUGAAUAGGAGAAAUUG
Messenger RNA from Melitaea cinxia (Glanville fritillary), 1597 nucleotides. RefSeq names its product autophagy-related protein 16-1-like. Gene Ontology annotation, molecular function: protein binding. Gene Ontology annotation, cellular component: autophagosome membrane. The coding region runs from base 266 to 1390 and encodes 374 amino acids. The transcript is spliced from 9 exons. The record is from RefSeq and is a predicted model, not a curated record. Gene Ontology annotation, biological process: autophagosome assembly. Lineage: Eukaryota; Metazoa; Arthropoda; Insecta; Lepidoptera; Nymphalidae.